GUGAGGGUGGCAAGGGCAAUCCUCUCGGGGAACUCGGAGAGAAUGACUCACACCUGAGGCAGGCAGGUUACAGCUGUGUCCACAGGUGUGCUCCUCGGUGUGCCAAGUUGUAAGAGCAGCUGAAGAGGCGCAGGAGGCAGCUGCGUGGGCCCCGAACUCCCCAGGGCAAGGGUUGCGAGCUCCCCAGCAAGACACGGGCCAGGUGGCGGCGCCCAGGCUCGGCAGCGCAGAGGAGGCGGCUUCCCGGGCCAGGGGCGGCGGCAGGGGCGGCCCCGGGAUCACAUGGGCGGAGGCAGGUCCCGGAGCCCCGGGCGAGCUCUCCCUAGAGUCGGACAGACGGCUGCGGUGGAACGGCGGAGGCUCCUCGUCCUCACUCCCUCCGUUCUUCCCUCCCUCCUUCCCUUUCCCGGCGGUCCUGGCCGCUCAGCAGCGGGACAGGCGGGCGGCAGCCAGGCAUGGCACUGACUGUGGAUGUGGUGGGGCCAGCACCCUGGGGCUUCCGCAUCAGCGGAGGCCGAGAUUUCCACACGCCCAUCGUCGUGACCAAGGUAACAGAGCGGGGCAAGGCCGAGGCGGCCGAUCUCCGGCCUGGUGACAUCAUUGUAACCAUCAACGGAGAGAGUACAGAGAGAAUGCUCCACGCUGAGGCCCAGAGCAAAAUCCGACAGAGUGCCUCCCCCCUGCGGCUGCAGCUGGACCGGUCCCAUCCUGCCUCUCCUGGGCAAACCAACGGGGACGGCUCCUUGGAAGUGCUGGCAGCUAGAUUCCAGGGCUCCCUGAGGACACACCAUGACAGCCAGUCCUCCUGGAGAUCUGCCUGUUUGAGCCCAGCCUCCCUCAGUCCCAGGCCAGGCAGCCCUUUCUCCACUCCACCCCCCACAAGUCCACUUGCUGCUUCUGGAGAGGAUGUGAUUGGCCGUAGUUUUCAGAGUCUGACACACUCUUCAGGCCUCGCUGCCACUCACCACUUGUCCUACCCGAGCCACUCCACCAGCCGACAGGCCGGCCACAGCAGCCCAAGCGACUCAGCAGUGAGGGUGCUGCCACAUUCCCCAGGUCCUCGGUCCUCCAGCCCCAGGUUCAGCACCUUCGAUCUGGAAGAGGACUCAGAGGUGUUCAAGAUGCUGCAGGAGAACCGCCAGGGACGAACCGCCCCGAGACAGUCCAGUUCCUUUCGGCUCUUGCAGGAAGCCUUGGAGGCUGAGGAAAGAGGUGGCACACCUGCCUUUGUGCCCAGCUCAUUGAGUCCCCAGGCCUCCUUGCCCACCUCCAAGGCCUCGGCCACCCCACCCAAGCUCCACACCUGUGAGAAGUGCAAUGUCAACAUCUCGAACCAGGCCGUGCGCAUCCAGGAGGGAAGGUACCGACACCCUGGCUGCUACACUUGUGCGGACUGUGGGCUGAACCUGAAGAUGCGCGGUCACUUCUGGGUGGGCGAUGAGCUGUACUGUGAGAAGCACGCCCGCCAGCGCUACUCAGUGCCUGGCACUCUGAGCUCUCGGGCCUGAGUCUCAAGGUGCUCAGACAGGACCGACCACACUGAGAGCAAGCAGGGAGGGGUGAUGGCGGGUGACGGCUCCUUACAGGAACUUAAGGUUGUCCUUGCUGGCUGAAACCAAGGGCUGGGACUAGUCUCAGGCUGCAAGUGCUGAGGACAGUUCCACUCUCCGGCCUCCUGCAGACCAGUUGCUGCACUGUAGCCUGAAAUGGCCAUUCGGUUGGACAGGUUUGUGUAUAGGACUGGGCACAGAUAGAAGUAUCUAGAAGGGCAAGGUGGACCUGAGGUUAAUGAUAUUCGUGGUGUAAAGUUUAUUUUGACGUGUGAACGCGAUAUACAUGUGGAUAAAAUGAAGUAGUGUCCUUUUUCCUUCUUUCCCUGUUCCUGAGAAGAAAGUCUUUGUUUAUGGUUACCCGUUUAUUUCCCCUUCCUUAAGCCCUACUCACUAUGCAUCCCAUUGCAGAGGCCUGUUCCUUUUUUCUUUUUUGUACCUUUGAGACAAUAUCCCAGAUACCUCAGACUUAUAGCUCUGCCUCCCAGCAGAAUCGGAUCCAGCUACAGUGUGUGCCCCACCUCAUUCAGUGGGUUCCUUCUUUAAGUUGGGGGUAUAUGCUUUCUUAACUCCUCUCUCUCUCUCUCUCUCUCUCUCUCUCUCUCUCUCUCAAAGAUGAUUGCUUAUUUUUGGAGGGAAGAGGUUUUGUAGGUUUCUUCUCUGAAGCUAGGAGAAACACAGGGGACCGGGAAGGACUGUCAAACACACCACAAAUUCAGCUGUGGGCAGAGCUAGACUGGGACCUGAUUGUUACUCAGUGUAGAUGCUACCGGCCUCACUGACUACCAGUGUAAGGAGAUGAGCAGGACAGGCAGGAAGGGGGACCCAGUGAUGGUGUGCGGGUGGGUGGAGGAGCUUGAUCUUUUAGGCUUCUUGCUCCAUUGGGAACAGUGAUUCAUCGACCAAGGAUAACCUUGAACCCGGGCUCCCGGGUGGCCUUGCUCAGGAAGGGCUGUGGCCUGAGACAAUCCAACAGAGUACUCAUUCCAAGGUACUACCCACAACA
Microtus oregoni (creeping vole) is the source of this 2556-nucleotide messenger RNA. RefSeq names its product PDZ and LIM domain 2 (gene Pdlim2). Bases 456 to 1508 code for a protein of 350 amino acids. The record is from RefSeq and is a predicted model, not a curated record. Gene Ontology annotation, biological process: actin cytoskeleton organization; heart development; muscle structure development. NCBI's taxonomy places the organism in Eukaryota, Metazoa, Chordata, Mammalia, Rodentia, Cricetidae. Gene Ontology annotation, cellular component: filamentous actin; adherens junction; stress fiber. Gene Ontology annotation, molecular function: muscle alpha-actinin binding; actin binding. The transcript is spliced from 11 exons.